Molecule: messenger RNA, 744 nt
Organism: Camelina sativa (false flax)
Lineage: Eukaryota; Viridiplantae; Streptophyta; Magnoliopsida; Brassicales; Brassicaceae
Product: glutathione S-transferase T3-like
Source: RefSeq, a predicted model, not a curated record
AUGAGUUCUUACAAUACAUUCAGUCAGUCCUCUUCUAGUUAUGUAGAUCUUCUCAACAGUCAAGGCGAUACUCUUAACCUAGAUGGUGCUUACGAAGUACCUCCUUACUCGUCUCAAGAAUCUCAUCAGGAUGUACCUCUUUCUCAAGAGACACAUAUCAGGAAGGAUAGGAAGAAAUGGAAUCCGGCUGAUGAUGAAGCUCUUAUCAGUGCGUGGCUGAACACUUCAAAGGACCGUAUUAUUGGAAAUCAACAAAAGGGAGGAAGCUUUUGGCAAAGAGUUAACAAAUACUAUGCAGACACUCCUCAUGCUAUAGGCAAUGGUGAACAGGGGAUGAACAUAAACUGUAAGCAGAGGUGGUUUAGGAUCAAUGAGUGCACUAACAAGUUCUGCAGUGGUUACACAGCUGCGGAAAGACUAAACUGUAGUGGACACUCUGAGAAUGAUGUGCUGAAGAUGGCCCACGACAUCUAUUUCGCUGAACAUAACACGAAGUUUACAAUGGAGCAUUGCUGGUGUUUGUUAAGGCCUCAAGGUAUCAAGGCUGCAAAGGCCAAGAGGAACAAUGCUCAGGGGAAGGCUUUCGCUGAGUACAAGAGCAUGUUGGAAGUAAAAAGGGUGGAUAUGGCUGAAAAAGAGAAGCUACAGAAGCUUGGCAUAUUAGACACACUUCUUGCCAAACCAGAGCCACUUAGUGAAGCUGAUCAACUUAUCAAGGAUAAGAUAGUGGCUCAGUAUUUCUAA